Messenger RNA from Helobdella robusta, 936 nucleotides. RefSeq lists its product as hypothetical. The transcript has 6 exons. Gene Ontology annotation, biological process: regulation of transcription by RNA polymerase II; animal organ morphogenesis; neuron development. Gene Ontology annotation, molecular function: DNA-binding transcription factor activity, RNA polymerase II-specific; RNA polymerase II cis-regulatory region sequence-specific DNA binding. Gene Ontology annotation, cellular component: nucleus. The record is from RefSeq and is a predicted model, not a curated record. Bases 1 to 936 code for a protein of 311 amino acids. Lineage: Eukaryota; Metazoa; Annelida; Clitellata; Rhynchobdellida; Glossiphoniidae.
AUGACCCCCUAUGGACCCCCUAUUUAUGACAGAGACAGCAAUUGUUUGGACGGCGGUGUUGUUGACUCUAAAAGAGAUAUAUCAGAUAUUUUGCAGCAAAUCAUGACAAUCACAGACCAGAGCCUUGAUGAGGCUCAAGCCAGAAAACACACACUAAAUUGCCACAGAAUGAAACCUGCACUAUUUCAAGUUUUAUGCGAAAUCAAAGAAAAAACAGUUCUUAGUUUGCGAGGCCCUCAAGAUGACGAACCAGCUGACCCACAGCUCCUCCGUCUUGACAACAUGCUCAUCGCAGAGGGGGUGGCAGGCCCUGAGAAGGUGGGGGGCUCGUUGGCCUCCAGUUCCCAGUCCCUGGCGGGCAACCAGGAGAAUGCAAUUGAACAUUCGGACUAUCGAGCUAAGUUGGCUCAGAUCAGGCAAAUAUAUCACACGGAAUUGGAAAAAUAUGAACAAGCAUGCUCCGAGUUCACAGCACAUGUCGUGAACCUCCUCCGAGAGCAGGGAUGUACACGGCCGAUCGCACCGAAGGAGAUCGACCGCAUGGUCAGCAUCGUCCGCAAGAAGUUCACAGCUAUCGAGUUGCAGUUGAAGCAGAGUACCUGUGAAGCAGUCAUGAUCUUGAGGUCCAGGUUCUUAGAUGCUAGGCGCAAGAGACGCAACUUCAGCAAGACAGCUACGGAGGUGUUGAACGAAUACUUCUACUCGCACCUGAGCAACCCGUACCCGAGUGAGGAGGCCAAGGAGGAGCUGGCCAGGAAGUGUGGCAUCUCUGUAUCGCAGGUAUCCAACUGGUUCGGCAACAAGCGCAUCCGUUACAAGAAGAACAUAACGAAGGCACAAGAGGAGGCCAACAUGUACGCAGCUAAAACUGCCGCUGCCGCCGCUGCUAACUUCCACCACAGUCCCACAAGUACUGAUGGGUCCAGUCAAGGUUAG